Messenger RNA from Gamsiella multidivaricata, 1826 nucleotides. Its product is annotated as cytochrome P450 51. The transcript has 2 exons. The record is from RefSeq and is a predicted model, not a curated record. The coding region runs from base 192 to 1742 and encodes 516 amino acids. NCBI's taxonomy places the organism in Eukaryota, Fungi, Mortierellomycota, Mortierellomycetes, Mortierellales, Mortierellaceae. Gene Ontology annotation, molecular function: monooxygenase activity; oxidoreductase activity, acting on paired donors, with incorporation or reduction of molecular oxygen; heme binding.
CUGGUCUGAUCCCCGUCCGUUGUUGUGUUUGUUCCUGGCGAUAUCUCCUCCUCUUCUUCUUCUUACUCUUCUUCUUCUUGGGAUUAUAUAUAGCAUCCUGGUCUGAACUUCAUCUCUUCUUUCUCUCUCUCUUCUUCUCAUCCCGCUCGCUCAUCCACUCCCUCUCCUCCCUCUCCCCCAUCUCCCUGAGCAUGGCCAUCAUCGUCCAGCUCGUCCAGGGCCUGCAGUCCCUGGCCAGCCACCUCACCAACCCCGCCAACCUCUCCCAGAUCCUCUCCACCCUCGCCAUCGGUAUCGCCCUUAUCUUGAUCCUCACCCAGAUCGCCCAGCGCAUCAACGUCGACAAGAACGCCCCGCCCGAGGUCCCCUACUGGAUCCCCUAUCUCGGAUCCGCCAUCUCCUUCAGCGUCAACCCCAUCAAGUUCUACGAGGACAACCGCAAAAAGUACGGCGAUGUCUACACCUACACCAUGGUCGGUCGCAAGUUCACCGUCUGUCUCGGCACCGAGGGCAACAACUUUGUCUUCAACGCCAAGCUCGCCGAUGUCUCUGCAGAGGAGUCCUACAAGCCCUUGACCACCCCUGUCUUUGGCAAGGGCAUCGUCUACGACUGCCCCAACCACAUGCUGAUGGAGCAAAAGAAGUUUGUCAAGUGGGGCAUGUCCAACGACGCCUUCAGAGCCUACGUCCCCGAGAUCGAGGAGGAGACCCUCACCUACUUCAAGCGCUGGAACAACAAGACUGGCGGCAGAGGCGACCUCUUCACCGCCAUGGGAGAGUUGAUCAUCAACACUGCUUCGCGUACCUUGAUGGGCCCCGAGAUCCGCUCCUUGAUGGACGAGUCUGUUGCCCAGCUUUACCAUGAUCUCGACGACGGUUUCCAGCCCAUCAACAUGUUCUUUGAGUGGCUCCCCCUCCCCUCGUACUUCCGCCGCGACUCUGCUCACCGUAAGAUGCGUGGUAUCUUUAUGAAGGUCAUUGAGGAGCGCCGUGCCAAUAACAUCACCGACAAGACCGACAUGCUGCAGUCUCUCAUGAACCAGACCUACAAGGACGGAACCCCCUUUACCGAUGUCGAUGCCUGCCACUUGAUGAUCGCCCUCUUGAUGGCCGGUCAGCACACCUCCUCGACCACUGCCACCUGGGCGCUCUUGUUCCUGGCCCAGAACCCCGAUCUGGUCAAGGACCUGCUUGCAGAACAAAAGGACGUCCUCGGAUCACUCGAUGCUCCCCUGACCUUUGACUCUCUGAAGGACAUGACUCUCCUGGACCACGUUAUCCGCGAGACCCUCCGCCUUCGCCCACCAAUUAUCAUGAUUCUCCGUAUGGUGCUCCGCCCUCUUGCUUACCCCGGUACGGACUAUGUGAUCCCCCCAGGCAACUACAUUGCUGCCUCGCCCAUUGCGACCCAGGUCGACGAGAAGUUUUACAAGAACGCGUAUUCGUUCGAGCCCCGGCGCUGGGAGAGUAUUGUGGAGGAGGAGACUGGAGAGACGAUCGACUAUGGAUUCGGAAAGAUUGCUGGAGGUGGAGCCAGGAACCCCAACUUGCCCUUUGGCGCAGGUCGUCAUCGUUGCAUCGGAGAGACGUUCGCGUAUGUCCAGCUCAAGACUGUGGUCUCGACAUUUAUUCGCCUGUACGACUUUUCAUUGACGGAGAAGGGCAUGCCCGGUUCAGACUACACAAAGAUGUUUGUCCAGCCCGUAUUACCCGUUGAGAUCAACUACAAGCCCAGGAAAUAGAAAGAGAAAGAGAGGGAGAGAGAAGGUGUAGUUCAUUUUCCAUACAAACAUACACAUAAACAUACAUAGUCUAUCAUACAAUAG